UGCAAAAAUUAAAAAGCUUCUGAUGAUCAUAAUUUCUAUAAAAUUCUGGUUAAGGUUAAUUAUUCAACUUCAAAUAUCCUAUUUCAAAUUGAACUAGAUAAUCCUUCUAAAUUGCUGAGUAAAUUAAAACAUUUAUGUAUUUAUAUUUAAUAACUCUGGUCCCAACGGCAAGCUGCCUGCCUAUAAGCGUGAAAGCAGGAGGACUGACUGCGACGGACAGGGGAGUAGAAGCCGGGCUCAACUGCUAGGAGAUUAACGAUGGAAUCAUCAACAUCUUCUUCGUCUGUCAUAACGCCAGAAGAUGUAAUGGGGACAUUGAUGAACGAUGGAACAAUUGAUUCCAUGAGGUUGAAAAUCAUUACUCAGCUCAAAGCUAAUGAAGAACUCAAAAAUACCACCAUAAAGAUGGUUGAGCAAAGCAGGGUUCUGAACACCCCUGGUGCGGAAAAGCAGACCAAAAGGGAGCUCUUUGACGCAUUGCGGCAAGAACUUGAGUCUUCAGUGCUUGAGAAAGCCUCUAAAUCAGUUUGGGAUCUUAUUUUGGAUAACAAUGGGAUAGGGAAGGAAAUAAGUGAAACUGUUGAACAAGUAUUCUGUCGGUUGAGUGGAAGAGAAGCACCAUUAUUUGUGUCGGAUUUUGGACCUCAACCAGAGAAAGGGAAAGAGAAAAAGAGCGAAAGCGGGGAAACUGGGAAAGAUAAUUCUGAAUCUUCUGCAGCAAAGAAGAGAAAGAUGAACACAGAAGAGGAGUUUGAUGAAGCUGUCUGCAAAUCUAGUGACAAAUCAACCUCAUCAGACGAUUCUAGUAAAAUGCCUCCACCAAGUGUGAGAAGUUCCUGAAUCAACUCCAUUGUGUUUUAUCCAGCUUUUAGUGAGUUCUCCCUGCCCUCUUUUUUGUUCGCAGAUACCAGGAGAAUCGUUUUCACCUAUACUGGCUCAACAUAUUUAACUUUUAACGGGUUUGUUCAAUUCUAAAAAAGUUAUAACUCA
Messenger RNA from Lycium ferocissimum, 990 nucleotides. RefSeq lists its product as uncharacterized. Bases 259 to 840 code for a protein of 193 amino acids. Lineage: Eukaryota; Viridiplantae; Streptophyta; Magnoliopsida; Solanales; Solanaceae. The transcript is spliced from 4 exons. The record is from RefSeq and is a predicted model, not a curated record.